Papaver somniferum (opium poppy) is the source of this 3380-nucleotide messenger RNA. Its product is annotated as lysine-specific demethylase JMJ706-like. The coding region runs from base 342 to 2852 and encodes 836 amino acids. Gene Ontology annotation, molecular function: histone demethylase activity. The record is from RefSeq and is a predicted model, not a curated record. The transcript is spliced from 10 exons. NCBI's taxonomy places the organism in Eukaryota, Viridiplantae, Streptophyta, Magnoliopsida, Ranunculales, Papaveraceae. Gene Ontology annotation, biological process: chromatin remodeling. Gene Ontology annotation, cellular component: nucleus.
UUAUUUUCCGGUUUUCUAAGCAUUCCUUCUAAAAAUUCCUUCACUGUUUCUCAUCUUCCUCUUCUUAAACUCCUUUCUUUUCCGCCGGUAAACCUCCUCUUUUUACUCUACCGGAAAACCACCAGAACCAAAUUACUCAACCGUUUGUUUCCCUGCCUGAAGAUUCUUUUGAUUUGGAAACGGAAAAUUUCAGAUCUCUGUGAUUUUGUAGAAUGUGGAUUAGAUAAGUAUUAUUUUGGAUAUUUCACGGUGAAGAUCUUCUGUUAGGGUUUUCUUUGAGGUGUGUUUUGCUAAUUGAAGGAUUUAUAAAGGAGGUUUUCUCAGAAAUUGCUCGGUAUGAGAUGGUGGAAGGAAGGGUUUGUUUGUCAAGUGAUGCUAACAAUGGGUUAAAAAUUUUGAAGCAGAAGAGGUUUCAGCGGAUGAGUUCAGGUGUUGCACCUGAACUUUUAAAUGUUACUAAUAUGAUGACCAGAAGUGGAGGAGAUGCUCUUAGAGGCACAUCAUGUGGGACUCGACUGAACGUUCACCCAGCCACUUUUCCUCGUCUAGGUUCAAGUGGAAGGGAUGCUUUUUCUAAGCAUAAGGUGGAUAAGUUUGAAAUAGCUGAUCUGGAUUGGACUGACAAAAUUCCAGAGUGCCCUAUAUUUUAUCCAACUAAGGAUGAAUUUGAAGAUCCCUUAGUAUAUCUGCAAAAGAUUGCUCCAGAGGCUGCAAAAUAUGGUAUAUGCAAGAUCAUUUCUCCAGUCAAUGCAUCUGUUCCAGCUGGGGUUGUACUGACGAAAGAGAAAGCUAAUUUCAAGUUCACGACUAGAGUGCAACCUCUUCGGCUCGCUGAGUGGAGUACCGAAGACAAAGUCACUUUCUUUAUGAGUGGAAGAAAUUAUACAUUUCGGGACUUUGAGAAGAUGGCAAACAAGGUGUUUGCUCGUAGAUAUUAUAGUGCUGGAUGUCUUCCUUCCACAUAUAUGGAGAAGGAGUUCUGGAAUGAAAUAGCUUGUGGCAAGACAGAAUCUGUUGAAUAUGCAUGUGAUAUUGAUGGUAGUGCUUUUUCGUCUUCUCCUAUUGAUCAGCUUGGGAAAAGUAAAUGGAACUUAAAGACACUUUCUCGGUCGCCUAAUUCCAUACUGCGUCUUCUCGAAAAUGCGAUUCCGGUAUUGAAAUUUUUCCUUUUCUUUGCAUUUUCUUCAUUUGUCAGCAUAAAUUAUCAUCACUGUGGGGCAUCAAAAACUUGGUAUGGGAUUCCUGGUGACGCUGCUCCUGAUUUUGAAAAGGUUGUUCGUGAACAUGUCUACACUCAGGAUAUUCUAUCCACUGAUGGGGAAGAUGGUGCCUUUGAUGAACUUUUGGGUAAAACGACGAUAUUUCCUCCAAACAUUUUGCUAGAACACGAUGUUCCUGUGUAUAAAGCUGUACAAAAGCCUGGGGAGUUUGUUAUCACCUUUCCACGGGCAUAUCAUGCAGGGUUUAGUCAUGGUUUCAACUGUGGUGAGGCAGUGAAUUUUGCAAUCGGUGAUUGGUUCCCAUUGGGGGCUGUGGCUAGCCGACGUUAUGCACUUCUUAAUAGAGCUCCUCUUCUUCCUCAUGAGGAACUUCUUUGCAAAGAAGCAAUGUUUCUUUCUAGGUCUUCAUCCGUAACAACUGAUGUCCAGGAUGGGGAGUAUUUGAAAUUGGAUUCUAACCGUUGCGUUAAGGUUUCAUUUGUGCAUCUAAUGAGAUUCCAGCAUCGUGCUCGCUGGUCAUUAAUGAAGCAAAGAGCUUGUUCAAGUGUUUCUUUGACAUCUCGUGGUACGGUUCUCUGCGGUAUUUGCAAACGAGAUUGCUAUGUAGCAUCCGUUCAGUGCAACUGUUCUCCUCAACCGAUUUGCCUCCUUCAUGGGAUUGAAUCAGUUUGCCCAUGUGGCAGCAGUCGUGAUCUUUAUGUCAGGGAAGACCUUAUUGAAAUGGAAGCUCUGGCCCAGAAAUUUGAGAAGGAAGAUGGAAUUUUGGACGAGGUUCAACAGCAACUAAAAUCUGGAAGUGAUUUGUGUUUGCAGUCAAAGUUAUUUCCAGGCCCUGAUCAGUCCGGCUAUGUUCCGUACUGUGAUAUAAAAUUUGAGCAAAAUCUCCAAGCUAGAACAGAUUUGAACAGUGAAGAGUUUAUUAAAACUGAACCUUCUCUCGCAUCUGCAGCGUCAACACUAUGUUCGUUUCUAGAGCCCAAGCAGGCUGUUCCUACCAAGGGUUCUGAGGAAGUACCACUCAGCGCAUGUAAACCUUUACAAUAUUCUCCAUUAUAUGACAAAUCUUUGCGUUAUACCAGAGACAGUUCUCAGGGAUCUCAUAUCUCAUCCAAUGUUGAUCAAUAUGAUGAUGAUUCUGAUACAGAGAUAUUCAGAGUAAAACGUAGAUCUUCCAUGAAAAUGGAGCAAAGGUCUGUAAAUGAUACGGACUUGAAGUUUUCUGAGCAACAGAGGCUUAAAAGACUCAAGAAGCUCAAUCCAGAAGGGAGCAAUGAGCAGAUACAAUCAUCUGACUGUAACACUACCAAGAAAACGGACCGGCAUUUUGUAACCAUUUCUAACUCGAAAGAAGCUUCUGUUCUGGCUUCGAAGUACAGGAUCAACUUAGGGAAUGCAGUUACACCAGGCACCAAAUUCAUAGCUUCUAACAAGGAUGACAAUUUGGGAGCAAGAGAAAUCAGCAGAAAACCCAACUUCCAUAUGAACAGAGGAAAGACUGUGAGAGAACCAUCAUUUAUUGAUAUUGAGCCAAAGCGCCUUAAAGUUAAAGGCCCGUCAUAUUACUUUAGCAGCAGUGAGCAGGCUGGGCCGAACAGUAGUAGAUAUUGGGGAACUGACAGAAACGUGGAAUGAAUAAUGAGGAUCCUUCGCUCGAGGAUGUAUAUCCUCUGCCCGACUUCGCUAUUAACUUCAUUCUUAACUCAAUGUAGGGGCUCUAACAAUUUUUUUAGGGGAAAGCUGAAUUUGACAGUGGGAGCACACAACAGCUAUUAACAAAAGCGGGGUUUUGGAGAAAAUAACCGAUUCUUUUCGUGCUUUGCCUUAAUGGAGGCAACCAUCACUUAGGAUUCUUCUGUUCUCUGGCCGAUUGCGGGUUUUUUCACUCAUUGGGCUAGGGCAACUUGUUUGCACAGAAUAUUUAGGAGUUGUUGGGUAGUUGUGAGAAAUGUGAAUGUGUAAAUUGGUUUGGUUGAUUGAUCAAUCUCAACAUCUUGUGAGACAGGGUUAGGCUAUUCCUUGCACAGGUCUAUCAGAGUCUCAGUUUAGGUUAAGUCUCCUGCUAUGUUUCCCCGAUCAAUUUCUUUAUUCUUUACAACGAUGGGUAACACAUCAUUUGUGUACCUCGAUCUAAUAAAAAAAUCACAGAAUUUAGUUUUAACA